CGGAUGCCCAACGAGCGAUCGCGGCGAUUUGAGAGAUUUGGAACUUUCAUCCUGCAGCUCUUUCUCGGCCCCGCUCGAGACCGUACGCCGUUUUCCGUUCACCAGGACGGUAAGAGGCACGAUUCAACUGUCCGACAAAGUCAACUCGAAGACCACACAUGAGAGCCGAUUGACAAGUCGCCUCUCUUCGCUCGGACUAACUGAAAAAGAAAGAGCACACGCCAAGUGCGGACGCGUCGCCAACCAUCACAAGGGCGCGGCCAUCCGGGUUGAGAUCGCCGGGCAGUGUUCUUCUUUUCGUCGGAGUCACGGCAAGACACGUCCCUCUUUGUCACUCGCCUCACUUCGAAAUUUGGCCCGCUCUUCUCCAACGACAUACCGAGCCGUUUCCGCCAGUCGUGCAGACAUCUGCGAGGCCAUCCACCUAUUGCAAAGGGACCUGACCCCCCCUACCGGUCUGCUCUUGGGACACAAUGUCAGGCGGCAGACAGGGGCCAGGUCACUGGCAAGGCGCACCUUCACACCAACCCGCGUCGUCUGGCUCGAGUCCUCAGAAUGGCCAGCCCACGCCACCAGGGUUCAAUCCAGCUGCCAACAGCUAUGGUCGACCUCCUCAACAGCAGACGACUUCGCAGCACAUGCAACAAAGGUACUCAGGAGGGCCCAGUAACAGUGCAUCUGGAGCAGCGGGGGUCGGCGGUGGAAGCGGUGCUGGCGGGAGCAGCAGUGGCGGUACCUAUGGACAAGGCAACCUUUCGCCUCGGAGCAUGCAUCCCAGUGCACCGUACAAUCAGCAGCAGCCUGGCGCUGCCAUUCCGGCCAUGUAUGGCGAGCAGAGGUCGUCUGCAGGUUCUUCUCACAAUUUCUACGGCGGCUUUUCGGGCGAUCAGCAACACAUGUUGGAAAACAACGGUUUCACGAGCGGUUUCAGCUACAGCCAGCAGCCUCAAGGGCAGCACCAAGCUGGGCCGCCACACCAAGCCACUGGCCACCACCAGAUGUACCAUCAACAACCCCUCUCUACUCCACCGAUUGCAGCCUCAUCGCAGCAGCAACACGGCUACGGCCAACAAUGGGUCAACCCUGCUGCGACUCAGCCACAUUUGAUGCAGGCGCCAGCUGGCCCGGGGGCCUAUGGAUAUGGCCAGCAAUCCCAGCCUGUGUACAAGGCCGAUGACUACAUGCAACAGCAAUACCCUGGUCAGAUGGUCAACAUGAUGCAGCAGCAGCAGCAGCAGCAGCAGCAGCCCCAUCAGCAAGCUCAGCAGGCGCAGCAAAAGGCAGCCCUCAAGGAUGAGGAUGAGGAUGAUCUCGAUGGUGACGAAGACGGUGAAGGUGGUGCUGCUGGGGGUCGCAAGGGAAAGGACAAGAAGAGCACCAGCGAUUUCGUCAAGAAGCUCUUCCGAAUGCUCGACGACACGUCUUACUCGACCAUUGUAUCCUGGGGGCCUGCUGGGGACAGCUUCAUCGUCAAGGACAUGAACGAUUUCACCAAGCAUGUGCUGCCCAGACAUUUCCGACACUCCAACUUUGCCAGCUUCGUGAGACAGCUCAACAAGUAUGACUUUCACAAGGUCAAGAAGCCCGAGGAGCAAGGUCAGAUGCCACAAGUAGGCGUUGAGCAGCUGUGGGAGUUCCGGCAUCCCGCAUUCAUGCAGCAUCGCGAGGAUCUCUUGGAGCAAGUCAAGCGCAAAGUGCCAGCUAGCAAGAAGACAGGGAAGGGCAACCUCGAUGGCGGUUCGCCGCGCGAUCAAAGUCCGACGAUGCCCGGCACGAUUGAUGCUGCGGAGAAGGGGGCGGAAGACUAUGCCAAGCUCAAGGAGCAGGUAGCUGCCCUGACGGCCUCGCAAGAUCAGAUGACAUCGCACAUGAACAAUCUCACCAAGCAGUAUCAGGGCGUCAUUGGCGAGAUGAUGACGUUCCAGAAGAACAUGGUGCAGCAAGAUCAGCUCAUGCAGAACCUCAUUCAGUACCUCAUGAACCUCGAAGCGGACCGGCAGCUGGAGAACAAAGCGGGAGGAAGCAGCGCAGGCCAAGCAAACCAGCAUGGUCAGAUCGAAGGUCAUGGGCCUGCUCGACAGGCAUUGGAAAACGGCAACGCCUUCGUAUCCGGCAGCGAGACGUCCAAGAUUGUUACUUCGUACUCUGAAGCAGCAAAGGGGUCGUUUGCUCAGAUGAGCGCAAUGGCCCACGCUGUCAAUCCCGACAAUAGCACUCACCAUUCCGGCAGCGCUCGCGGCUCAGCAUCCAAUAUGGAGACGCCUCUUUCUCCGAAGAGCACUGGCGACGGUGGGCGAGGUCUCUCGCCCGACAAGGGUAAGAGACGUGCUAGCAGCACGGCAGAAGCAGGCGAUGGCGCCGUGUUCUUGCACCCACCCCACCUCGACGCCGACGCCGGCAACAAUGGAAGCACAUCGGAACUCUUCAACGCAGCUGCAAGUGCCGUUGGCAACCCGAGCUUGGCAGGCUUCGAGGGGGCGGGUCUUCGAGUCUUUACCGUCGGCACCCUUCAGCCGCGGUCAUCUAGCGAUUCGACGGGCUUGGCGCCGGAUGGGUCAACACCAGCCGGUGCGGCUCUCGAGUCUGCCUUUCUCAAGGACAUGGCGGGCGAAGACGACAAUGGCGAGUCAAAGCCAUUCGGAAUCAGUGUGCCAAAUUUGGAGCAGCUCCCCGAGGGCAUGCCAAAAGUCGAUAAGCGCACCACGUCGAUGGCGCCAACGCCAGCCACAGCGGGCGUCGCAGCUGAUGGGGGACAUAACAAGAAGGCCUCGACGCCCUCGGAGGGUGGAUCCAACAUGCUUCGCGUCCGACGAUCGACAUAUGUCCCCGGUUGGGCUGUCCCUCCUCGAGUUCUUGUCGUUGACGAUGACGACACGUGCCGGAAGAUUGGCUCCAAAUUCCUCCAGGUCUUUGGCUGCGCCAUUGACGUGGCUGUUGAUGGCGUCUCGGCAGUCAACAAGAUGAAUCUGGAGCAAUACGACCUGGUUCUGAUGGACAUUGUCAUGCCCAACCUCGACGGCGUCUCGGCCACGAGCCUGAUCCGAGAAUUCGACCCACGAACGCCCAUCAUUUCCAUGACGUCCAAUUCGGCACCGAACGAGCUCCUUAGCUACAUGUCGUCGGGCAUGAACGACGUGCUUCCCAAACCUUUCACCAAGGAAGGCCUCCUCAACAUGCUGGAAAAGCACCUCAUUCAUCUCAAGACGGUUCAAAAGAUGGACGAAAUUCCAAAGGCGCUCGGCUUGCCGCCUGUUUCAGACGAGCAGCUCAAGAACGUGCUCACCGCAACGGCGCACAGCGCAACCUCGUUGAGCUUACCGACGACCGGCGGUGCUUCUUCGCCAGACGGACCUGGCCUUGGACCAUCUCCCCUUGCAGCCGUCAUGGGCAAUGGACCGGAAGCUGCGCAUCGAGCGUCGUCUUUCAGUCCGCCAGCGCACGGCGGAGGCGAUGCGGCAUCGGGACAAAAUGACGUCACCUCUGCCAUGUCGCCAACGUUUUCCGGAAGCGACGAGGAUGACGGCGUUGUCAAUCCUUUGGCCGGGAUGGGCUUCUCAGACGAAGAGUACAUCUCGAUGCUCCAAAAUCUCAUCGCGGCCGGCGCCGUGUCGGACACAGGCAGAGGUCCUGGGGGCGAAGUGAACUCGGCGGCAGAUACGGUGGCGAACGUCAUGGGCGUUGCUAGGGGCGAAGGUGUCGGAGUGAGCAGAACCAGCAAGGAGGGCACGCCAAUUGGUAGCGGGCCGUUCGCGCCAGGUGCUCAGGCUGCGUCCAAGAAGAGGGCAGCCGAAGCUGCAUCUUCUUCCGAUCAGCAGUCGGACGGGAAAAGGUCGCGGAUCACCGAGCUGCAUGCCUAAAUUAGGAUACAUCCGGAAGAUCAUCCACCCCUACCCCUCUUCCUCCCUUCUCUCUCCCUCUUCCCUCUUCAUCUCAUACCGUUUCACGUUGGUUUCCUUGUCUUAUUUGGUCGUUGUAAUCAUGUCAAGACGCAACAGUCUCUACUCUCAUUCCCUUUCUCUUUCUUUCACUGCUUCACUAUUCCUUCCCAGCUUUUUCCCAACCUCUUUCCAACCUCUUCCCCUCCUCUAGCACUAGCGUCUCUUUUGUGGAUGCCCUCUGUCGUAUUGUCGUUUUUGGAGCGUUUUGUGUGCAAUUGCAACGUACCCCUU
Molecule: messenger RNA, 4169 nt
Organism: Acaromyces ingoldii
Lineage: Eukaryota; Fungi; Basidiomycota; Exobasidiomycetes; Exobasidiales; Cryptobasidiaceae
Exons: 2
Coding region: 474-3857 (1127 amino acids)
Biological process (GO): regulation of DNA-templated transcription; phosphorelay signal transduction system
Molecular function (GO): DNA-binding transcription factor activity; sequence-specific DNA binding
Source: RefSeq, a predicted model, not a curated record